AUGAGAGCGCUGUCCUCAGUCAACCCUUGGGAUCGUCUCUGGCCCUCUGUCGCGGCAUUGCGAACGGAAUGGCAGUCAUGCACCCAUUUGGCCGGAUUGCCCGAAGGUGUACAGGAAGCGUUGCGUUCCAUGACAGCAGAAAAAGAAACUCACGACAAUACUGAUUUGCAAAAUCUUCAUCGCAUUGGUGUCUUGACACGUCGGAUCAACACCUUUCUGGAACAGCAGCUAUUGAGUUCCAACAACACUAAAAAGACAUCCGAAGCAGUCUAUACUCCCAUGACAUUGGAUGCCUACGAUGCUCUCGUCUGGGAUUUCAAUGCUCCCUUUCACUGGAGAAUUCAACGACAGGAAAUUGAUGCCUUGUAUCAAAAAGGCUUGGCAGGAUCGAAACGGCAUUGUGAAGUGGCCGUGGGAACGGGUCUCUUUUUGCGACAGUGGGCCCGAAGACUGCCACAAUCCAAGGAGAAUGCAACAGACCAAGCAGAACUCGAGAAUUUGACAUUGAUGGACCUGAGUCCCUCCUCUCUAGAAGGCUGCUACCAACGUCUCCAAGAGGAAGAGUUCUUUGCAGAGAAUAACAAUCAAGCUUUGUUGUCCAUUGACAAGGUUCAGGCCAACAUUCAAACGCUCCCACCCAAACGCCUACAGCAUUCCUUUGAUUCUGUAGCGGCCAAUUUUCUCUUGCACUGUCUUCAUGGUAAAUCCAUGCAAGACAAGAGCAAUGCGAUUCGAUCCUGUGCCAGUCUGUUAAACCCGCAAGGAGUUUUCUUUGGAAGCACCAUUCUGGGAUUCGAGUUGGAACAAGAUGCGGUCAUGGCGGGUCCCUAUGCCAUUCAAACCAAUCAACUCUACAAUGAACUGGGGAUCUUUGGGAAUCGGGGUGAUACAUUCGCGGACCUUACGGCUCUCUUGGAGGAAUACUUUGACGAGGUGGACAUUGUCAAGGUUGGAUACUGUGCCGUGUGGUUGGCCAAGAAUCCCAAGAGGCAAGUGGCAGGCAACAAACAGUAG
Seminavis robusta is the source of this 1014-nucleotide messenger RNA. NCBI's taxonomy places the organism in Eukaryota, Bacillariophyta, Bacillariophyceae, Naviculales, Naviculaceae. The record is from the annotation of a GenBank genome assembly.